GUCAGAAGAGGGAGGGAGCAGCUGCGCUUAGCCGGCCCGGGACCCUGGAGGGGAGCAGGAGGGCCUCCCGGCAAUCUCUCGGCUGCCUGACGCAGAUCCCUGCACUGAGACCCAGAAGGGACCUCUGGGCCUCUCGGAGUCCCGCCCUGACGUUUUACAGAAGAGGAAACUGAGGCAGAGAAAGCCGGCUGCUCCUCCUUCUGCCCUUCUCCCUGCCAUGCCUCAGCCCUGAGCCCGUCCUUCGGGUCCGGCCCCUCAGGGUUGCUCCGGCGGCCCCCCGCCCCUCGCCCUCGCCUCCCCCUCCUCGGGGGCACCAUGUCCUUCUCGGAGCUGCUGGAGCGGGUGGGCAGCAUGGGGCGCUUCCAAGUCCUGCACGUGCUGCUCCUGUCCGUGCCCAUCCUCUUCAUGGCCAGCCACAACCUGCUCCAGAUCUUCACGGCCGCCACGCCGGCGCACCACUGCGUGCCGGCCCCCAACGCCUCCUCCCUGGCCUCCGCCCUGCCUCUGGGGCCCAACGGGGAGCCCGACAGGUGCCGCAGGUUCACCCACCCUCCGCUGGAGGGGCCGCUGGGCCCGUGGAACUCGACCCUCCCCAAUGGGACCUGGGGCCACACGGAGCCCUGCCUGGACGGCUGGGUCUACGACAGGGCCGUGUUUGCCUCCACCAUCGUGACCGAGGUAAGAAGGCCCCUCGGCCUCCACCUGUUUUACGCAGAGUCCACAGUAAGACUUUAUGUGUUGUCUCUUGGGAUUCCCACAACCCCCCGGGGCUGUUAUUGGGCCCCUUUUGCAGGCAAGAAAACGGAGGCUCUCCCUGCUGAUGAGAUCUGCUCAGGGUCACCCAGUCCUAGUAGGGUUCUCCCUUCAGUCCACCGGACUUCACGUCCAAAAGGUCAUCGUCACCCACAUUUCCCUCAGGAGAGAAAAGAUAAAGAAUUGUACUCUGGUGGGCAUGUAAUCUCUAUUUUGCAGGCAAGGAAACUGAGGCACUAAGAUGGGAUAAUCAGUUUGUCCGGCCAUAGCCCCAUGACUGCAGUCAGGUUUCUGAUUUGGAUUAGGUGAUGACCGACCACUAAAAUUCCCUUCCAGUUUGGACAAGUCUGAGAUUUGAAGUUGUCGAGACUUGAAUCCGGCUCCCUUUA
Gracilinanus agilis (Agile Gracile Mouse Opossum) is the source of this 1142-nucleotide messenger RNA. Its product is annotated as solute carrier family 22 member 8-like. The coding region runs from base 316 to 993 and encodes 225 amino acids. The transcript is spliced from 3 exons. NCBI's taxonomy places the organism in Eukaryota, Metazoa, Chordata, Mammalia, Didelphimorphia, Didelphidae. The record is from RefSeq and is a predicted model, not a curated record.